GAUCUGUAGGCAGGUAAAUGAGGACAGAAAGCAGCCAUCGUUUUCUCAUGUCAGAGUGAAAGAGACAAGCUUUGUCAGUUUCGCCUCGAGAACGAUCAACUCCUCAAACACCUUGGGAUCAGGUAGAAUUAGAGGAGCUACUUUCUUUUUUUUUAAUGAAAAGAGGACUUUCUUAUCUUCCCUUCCCUUUUCUUUCGGUAGAGGUGAUCACUCGAAAGGUGAACACUUUUUUUGUUGUUUUUGUGUGUUUGAUCCUUUGCUUGUAGUUCUCCGUCAUGACGGCUUCGCACGACUCUCUGGUGGUUUUGUAUGGGGCAACAGCUGGUGCAAGUGGGGCUAAACUAGGUUCGGAUGAAAGGGAACUAGUUCUCUUGGUGUGGCAAGUUGUGGAUCUACACAACAAGAAGGUGGGAGAAGUACACAAAAUCCCGGUUAAAGCCGACAAUCCAGAGUUAAGCGAACAGUGUAAAGAGGAGUUGGGUUCCUGCGCGGAGGAAAUCGUCAAGGCGGAGCCACUCGAUCGAGUUAUUGAACAGUUCAACCAGCUGGUGUCAAACGAGUUGAAAGCGCUUGGGAGAAGUUCCUACUGCCUUUGUACGGAUGGCCAGUUACUUGUUCGACAGGUCCUGCACCCAGAAGCCUCCAAGAAGAACUUGGUGCUGCCGGAAUGUUUCUAUUCGUUUUAUGACCUGCAGAAGGAGUUUGAGAAGUGCUGCCCAGAUGCAACCUCUACAAAAGAAACAUCCAUCAGUUCCAUGGCAGAAUACUUGGAGUUGAGCACAGACAAUGCAGUCAGUGAGUUUGGUGUAUUUGACGUGACCAUCAUGGGUUCAGUUAUUUUGCAGUUAAUUAGUGAGCCUUACAAUUAUCAGUUCAAAAACUUUGAAUCAGUCAACUACAAGUUUGAAACUGGUCCCUGCAGCAAAGCUGAAGGAGUAGAUGGUGAAACAGUAAUUCGAGCCAGAGGUUUGCCAUGGCAGUCGUCCGACCAAGACAUAGCACGAUUUUUCAAAGGACUAAACAUAGCAAAGGGUGGUGUUGCACUGUGCCUGAAUUCUCAAGGAAGAAGAAAUGGAGAAGCUCUUGUCAGAUUCAUCAAUCGCGAACAGAGGGAUCUUGCACUGGAGAGACACAAACAUCAUAUGGGGAGCCGAUACAUUGAGGUGUACAAGGCCACUGGAGAAGAAUUCCUAAAAAUAGCUGGAGGUACCUCAAAUGAAGUGGCACAAUUUUUGUCGAAGGAAAACCAAGUUAUAAUACGAAUGCGUGGCUUACCUUUCACAGCCACAACAGAGGAUGUCCUUGGCUUUUUUGGAAAGGAGUGUCCUGUUACAGGUGAAAAGGAGGGGCUCCUCUUUGUGAAAUACCCUGAUGGGAGACCAACUGGGGAUGCAUUUGUACUGUUCGCAUGUGAAGAAUUUGCUCAGAAUGCACUUAAGAAACACAAGGAAAUACUGGGGAAACGUUAUAUAGAGCUGUUCAGAAGCACUGCAGCAGAAGUUCAACAGGUGUUAAAUCGAUACAUGUCUACGCCAUUAAUUUCAACACUCCCUGCUCCAAUAAUCCCUGUGAUACCUCAGCCGUUCAUUGCCACUGGAAGUACCAGAGAUUGUAUUCGUCUACGUGGCCUCCCCUACACAGCAAGCAUCGAGGAUAUUCUGGACUUCAUGGGAGAAUUUACAGUUGACAUAAAACCACACGGUGUUCACAUGGUGCUGAAUCAACAGGGCCGACCUUCAGGUGACGCUUUUAUUCAGAUGAAGUCCCCAGACCGUGCCUUCUUGGUUGCACAGAAAUGUCACAAGAAGACAAUGAAGGACAGAUAUGUGGAAGUGUUUCAGUGCUCCGGAGAUGAAAUGAGCUAUGUUUUAAUGGGUGGCACUUUAAAUCGUAGUGGCUUGUCUCCGCCGCCAUGUAAGUUACCAUGUCUCUCGCCGCCAACGUACCCGACAUUCUCGCCCGGGCCUGCUGUAAUACCAGCUGAGGCGGCCCUCUAUCAACCGCAGGCCCUCUUGGCUCCAGCACGGUCAGCUCAGCCGGCGCCACCCGCAGUUGCCUAUUACCCUGCUCAGGCAACAGCCACUCAGCUUUAUAUGAAUUACACGACCUACUAUCCAAGCCCUCCGGUAUCCCCGACGACGGUUGGAUACUUCGCAGCCCCGCAGGCAGCCAUAGCUGCUGCGGCGUCGUCGGCAACCCACGCCAUGUUACCACAGCCAGGUGCACUUGUCCGCAUGCAGGGCCUGCCUUAUAACAUUGCAACGAAAGACAUCCUUAGCUUCUUCCAAGGAUAUCAGUAUGCACCUGAUGACUACAGCGGCCUUAUUCAGAUGAACGAACAAGCAAGGAGUAUGUAUCAGGCACCCAAAGAGUGGGUCUGUUUGUAGAUGACCAACUUUACAAAUGUCAAUAAGCUUCAAGCAGAUACCAUCUUAAUUCUGUAUAACUUCAAUGGCCAGCCCAGUGGAGAAGCUUUGGUGACUUUUCCAACCCUUGAGAUGGCUACACGAGCUAUAUCGGAAAAGAAUGGACAACUUAUUGGUCAUCAGUACAUAAGCCUCCGAUUGGUGUAAGGCCCAUCAUCGAUUUGCCAGUCUUCGUACCCAUGGGAAAUGCAUGACAAGUCCUUAAAGGAAAGUGGCCUUGUACAGAAUGUGGCAAAAAAGGAAACUUACAAAGUGUGGGACACCCCCUUUCUGCCAAAGGGUCAUGCACUAAUGCAAAAGCCAUAAUAAACUGCAAUAUUCUACCUUUUUAACUACCAACUUGCAUUUAUGAUUUUGACUUCAUACUGACGUGGAAGUGACUUGCAAAACUUGAGAAUGCUAACUAGUUAAGUUAUAUAUUUUAUUUAAACCUAGUAGCUUCAGAGCCACAUGUAGACUUGCUGUUCUUAAUGUGCAUGCAGUGUUUAUGUUAAACCAUUUGUAUAUUAUGACACAAAGAUGCUGCUUAUAGGUAUUGCCUCUAAUGCAUGCAAUAGAAAUUUUUUGUAUAUGCCUGUAAGCAAUAGGGAUGAAUUUUUUUACACUAUGAUGACUAAGUGACAAAUUACCUGCUGUUGGAGCACUAAUACCUUGUUAUCCAUGAUUUUCUUCCCUAUGUGCCUUAAUGCAAAGUGCAAUAUCAGCAGAACAAGAUUUUGAAAAGGUCUCAUGUGAGGCUGAUUGAGUUGUAUGUACUUUAGUUAAUAGAGCAAGUUUGAAACUUGGAAAGUAUAAAUUGUAUGCUUUGUAUAGCCAAUAAAGUUUAAAUA
This is a messenger RNA of Mobula hypostoma (lesser devil ray), 3256 nucleotides long. RefSeq names its product epithelial splicing regulatory protein 2 (gene esrp2). The record is from RefSeq and is a predicted model, not a curated record. NCBI's taxonomy places the organism in Eukaryota, Metazoa, Chordata, Chondrichthyes, Myliobatiformes, Myliobatidae. The transcript is spliced from 16 exons. Gene Ontology annotation, molecular function: mRNA binding. The coding region runs from base 276 to 2387 and encodes 703 amino acids.